This is a messenger RNA of Saprolegnia diclina VS20, 2439 nucleotides long. RefSeq lists its product as hypothetical. Gene Ontology annotation, molecular function: cysteine-type deubiquitinase activity; zinc ion binding; cysteine-type endopeptidase activity. The record is from RefSeq and is a predicted model, not a curated record. The transcript is spliced from 6 exons. Gene Ontology annotation, cellular component: nucleus; cytosol. Gene Ontology annotation, biological process: protein deubiquitination. NCBI's taxonomy places the organism in Eukaryota, Oomycota, Saprolegniomycetes, Saprolegniales, Saprolegniaceae. The coding region runs from base 1 to 2439 and encodes 812 amino acids.
AUGGCACCGACGCAGCAGCGGGCCGAUUGCACGUCGCCGGUCGUCGUCGACGGCCGCCCCGCGGAAGCAUGGGUCGAGAUCUCGGUCGAGACUGGGAACGCGCGGCUCCGCAGCGGCGAGGCCUUCAUCUGGCUGCAGCAUGCGACCGUCGAGGCGACAACCACAGGCGGCCCGGUCGUCGAGGUAUCGGUCGCCGACAAGAAGAAGCACGUCAUGAAGUUCCAGAUGAAGAAGGCGCUGUGGAAGUCGUCAUCGGGCCGAGGCUUCCACGCUGCGCUGACCAAGACGAUCGACGACCUCGCCAAGCCGACGAUGAAGAUGCGGCUGGCAUUCCGGAAGAAGCUCGUGGCGCACAAAGAAGAGCCGCCGGUCGUCGACGAGCCGCCGCCGCCACCGCCCAGCGCGAUUCCUGCGACGAUCAAGAAAGAUGAGCCCAUGCUGUCGUUUGGCAGCCCCGUGCGCAAGAAGGUCCCGUCGAUUCUGCAGCAGUCGCCGAGCCGGGUGCAUCCUCGCCUGUCGCUGUCGCCGUCGUCGCCGCGCAAGCAGCCCGACUACUCGACGACCAAAUCGCCGUUCCGGUCGCCGUUUGGAAAAAACACGGCGCAGAAGCGAUGGCUGAGCCCGAGCGCCGCGCACCCGACGCCGACCCGCGCCAAGACCUUUGACGACGACGACGACGACGACGAGAUGCGUGGUGGCUUGGACUCGCCGUCGCCCGUGCGCAAGGUGCGUCCUAUGGGCGACCGCAUGCGCGAGCUCGAUGCGAUGCUCUACUCGCCCAAAGGCAAGACGAGGCUCAUCCCAACAAAGCUGCUCAUGGACCUGUCGUCGCCGCCACCGCCACCGACAAAAGCAAGCCCCGUGCGCCGGCUACCGCCCAAGCUCAACCUUGACGCGGCGCCGUCCCAUCCCACGAUGACAACCCCGAGCAAACGCGCCGAGUCGCCUCUCGUCGCUACAACGCCCAAGGCGUCUCCGACACCCAGCACCAAGGACCUGCCGCCGGUCAUCGAGACCAAGACCAAGACCAACGCGACCAAUCCGAUCGAAGUACUCGAUGACGACGACGACGUCGACAAAGUCACGGAGAAGAAGCCGGUGGCCAAAGAUGGUUUCUCCGAGCUCCUCCUCGGUGCCAAGCGCCAAGCGGCGGCGGCCAAUCCCGUGGCCAAGAGCCAGCAAGGACUCGUGAACCUCGGCAACACGUGCUAUAUGAAUGCUGUGCUGCAAGCGCUCUUGUCGCUGCAGGCCUUUGUGUCGACGCUCCGUGACGAUGCGUGGGUCACAUCAUUGACCAAGGUGCCGCUGCCCAAAGGCCAUUGGCAGGUCAAGGCAGUCAAGGACGCCUAUGACUUCUAUCUCGUCUUCAAGACGAUGAUCAAGGGCCACGUGCAGUCGGCGCACUUGGACCCGAGUCCGAUGAAGGCGGUUGUCGGCAAGCGCGCGCAAGCCUUUGCCAACAACGCCCAGCAAGAUGCCCACGAAUUCCUCAUGAACGUUCUCAACGAGCUCGAGGCCGACAUGAAGGGCGUCGUGCAGUCGCAACUGGACGUUCUUUCGCAGGACGCGGCCGAGAAGAAGGCGAGCAAGCAGUCACUGCACCAGUACUUUGGGGACGACACGGCGAUGGCCGCUCAUCCAACGUUGUCACCGACCGACGUGGAAGCGCUCUUGCCGACUACGACGUAUUUUCGCACCACGGUCACGCAGACCCUCACGUGCGCUUCGUGCGCGUACCGUCGGCACGUUCAGGAAACGUUCCGGGAGCUCUCACUGGACUUUCCAGCGGUAGCGCCGCGUAAGCCAGCGCCCUUGUGCAAGUGCCAAAAGCCCGUCAAGCGCUUGAUUACCAAGAAGGACGGCACGAACAAAGGGCGUCCGUUCAUCAAGUGCAACCAGUUCCCGCAGUGCGACUUUUUCGCGUGGGACGACGCACCGCCCGAGCCGCCCGCCCCCGCGUUGGACGUGCCCCAGCUCUUGACGACCCAUUUCCAAACACACACGGUCGACCUCAAGUGUGAAAAGUGCGAGCACGGGUCCUCGGCCACGGUGAAUGCAACGAUCACGCACGCGCCACCGAUCCUCGUGCUGCAUCUCAAGCGGUUUGAGAUCAGUACGGCGAGUAUGACACUCGUCAAGCGCAAUGACGUCGUCGUCGCGCCCACCUCGGUCGACUUGAGUGCGUUCCAGGCAUCGGACGCCAAAAGGACUCCGACCUAUCGGCUCAAGAGCAUCGUCCGACACCUCGGGCGCACGGCGGGCGAGGGCCACUACAUCACCGACGUGCACAACCAGAGUACAAAGUGGACGCGCUACAACGACGCGCUUGUCACCGAGGUCGACCAGGCCGCAGUGCUCACAGGCCCGGGGGCUGAAACGGGCUACCUCCUUUUUUAUGUUGCUGAGACGACGAGCAAAGGGUUUGGACGGUCGGGCUAG